Messenger RNA from Lytechinus pictus (painted urchin), 7429 nucleotides. Its product is annotated as protein NDNF-like. Gene Ontology annotation, molecular function: protein binding. The record is from RefSeq and is a predicted model, not a curated record. The transcript is spliced from 3 exons. Bases 40 to 1737 code for a protein of 565 amino acids. Lineage: Eukaryota; Metazoa; Echinodermata; Echinoidea; Temnopleuroida; Toxopneustidae.
CUGGUACCAGGACUCAUCCUUGUUGCUUUUGCAGCCGUCAUGAACUCAUUAUUCAAGCCACCAUUGACCUUCUUCCUCCCUCUCCUCCUCCUGGUGUCACGGGCCAAACUUUCCCCAUCGCAGCGGCUACCGGGCAACACCCCUGGUGAUUCUGGGCGGCACCCGGAGCUCUUCUACGAGAACGGCCUCUUGCCCGACGGCAGGGAGAUGACAGCCUAUGCAGCACAGGGAACCACCAAAAAAUUUUUCUUCACGGUUGAUGAAGACAACACCCCAGUACGAAUAGUGGUGACUCCUUGUUCGGCCAGGAUUGAAUGGAAUUUAUCAAUGCUAGAGCUCCCAGAGGACGGCAGUGGUUCCAGUGCUGCUGACCAGUUAAGCGAACAGCGCCCUCGACGGCAGCCUACAACUACCCCUGGGACGAUCCUGAAAAGCUAUUCAGGUUACGACGCGGGAAAAUAUAUGACCAACACAUCUCCAGCGUGCACCUAUGUCUUAGAGGUGCGGAGUGUUGAACGAGGGACGUCCUUUCAGAUUUACGCGACGUCGACACCCGAUUCAGAUCAUUUCUUUCCAGAGCUCCCGAGUGAUCCGCAAGUCGAUGUGACGUCAUUCAAUAAGAACCGGGUGUCGUUGGCGUGGAAGCCGAGUCCUUCCGACGUGGUUUACCAUCAACCGGUUCGAUACUGCCUGGCGAUUAACACCAGACGAAACUACCACACAUGGUGUGGUGUCCAGGCUAGUGUUCCAGGUGGCGGUUCCAAUCCGUUCCCGUCAUCGCAAACGAGAUUUGGCUUCGAUUCGGAAAGAGAAAUGCGUCGGGCUAGGAAGCGGAUUCAGGAAGAACAAGCGAUUCUUAGCAGAUCUGAUGAAGCGCCCGAUAUGGUGAUUGAAUGCGUCGGCUCAAAGACCCUGCAUACGAUUACCAACUUAGAUCCAGGUACGAGAUACUUUUUUGAUCUCUUUGCCGUGGAUCAAGUUACUAAUCGAAGCGUAGCCUUCAUCGGAACGUCGAUCUAUACCCGCGCCGAACCUCCCGAUCGGAGGAUCAUAAGAUUAAAAGAUGGUGGGCUAAGAACGAUCAGGGCAGAACGCUCGAGUUCAAUCAAGCAGUUCAGAUUCCCAGUAAGCGGCAAGUCGCGUGACCAGGAUGUCAAUGUCACUAUUCAGUCAUGUUCGCAAACAAUUGCGGUAGAGAUCUGGAGAGAAGGGGUGAAGAUUCGAGAUGCUCCAGUGAAAUCCCUUAAGCAUUUCAGCAUACGUAAUGUGGAAGAUGAACUUCUGAUAAAAGUCAAGACCAGGAGGCGGACACCGACAGAUUAUAAAAUAUUUGCGACAACAAAUCCAUCAAAGUACCCUUUUCCGCAGCUCCCAAAAGACAGCACGAUAAGAGUUUUCAAAAACUUAAGACAGUGUACGUCAGUGACGCUGGCGUGGUUAAGCACAAAAGAGGUUUCACAAUAUUGUUUGUAUAUGCGGGAGGAAGAUCCGAAAAGUAGAGGCCUUAUCAGGCAAGAUAGCCGUUGUCAUGGACCGAAGAAUCGGAAAAAGAGCGAGAAAGUGUUAUGUCGCUCGGUCAAUGGUGCAGAAGCAGAAAGAGACGCUUUGACAGAAGUGGUUACAGGCCUGAAGGCAGGCACUAAAUACAUUUUUGACGUGUAUGUCAGUGGGGUCGGCAAGGAGACUCUUGCAUACAAGAGCAAAACUGUGAAGACAAAACGGACUUGUGACGUUUGAAGGAGAAGAUUUCUCUCGAAAUGGUAAACACAACACUUGUUGCAAGAGGCUGAAAGACGAACAUAAUGGAUCAAACGUGUGCUAAAAAUCCGCAGGGAACGACAAACUCUGGUCGAAGCUGUUAUGUAUCGCCCUUUACAGCCUUCAUAGGUUGUUGACGCGAUGGUGAGGACAGGACCAAGUGCUACUGCAAAGGCCAAGGUGGAUUAACACUUAUGAGACUCUGUCGAGGCGCCCUCUACGUGGUAUUGGAGAAACCAUAGAGGUCGCUCCAGUGAAAAGUGGCAUGUCGAACACCGUAACCUAUAUCAUAUUUUAUCCACUGUAAAUUGAGCCACUCACUUAUUUAAAGGUUUACAGGUGUCGUACAAGGUGGAGUAACAUCUCGUCACCGAUCGCCACAUCAAAGCAUGUAAGAUAUCGGUAUCGGAAGAGUGGAGGAUAUCGGAAUCUUUAAUUGUAUGGACGAUGAAAACUGUCAAUAUCGAUAUUAUCACAUAUGUGUCGUCUGAAUUAAUCCGAUGACGCGAUCGUAAAUGCAAAUAACGAUUGUACAUAUUCGUCAACAUGAAUUCGUCAUCAUAAUCUGAGAAUGUAUUCGUAUUUAAUUAAUUACAAUGUCUGCAUUUCUUUCAUACAUUUUGUGAUUUUAAUCUUAUGAAAUUGGUGGCCUUCAAGUGUUAUGACUUAUUUUUGUUUCACUGCCAAGUAUAUUUUAAGUGCAAGUUUUAGUGAGUAUUUUCCCUGCUGCAGAGCUAUUGUUUACAAUCUAUUUUUGGCGAUCAUAAAGACCACGUUCUCUAUCAGUAUAUUGUUGUUUAAAGAGAAAUAUGCUGAAACGUACAACUGGAAAUCAGUGAUUUCUGGAUAAUAUUUUAUGAACUUACGUGUAGAUUUCAUUUGAAAUGUCGUAUGGCGAGUGUCUUCGGUAAUGACAAAUCAUAUUCAGUUUACGGGAUGCGUUGGCUUGUCUAUGAUUAUAUAACAACCAGCCCAAUGUAAUGAUGCAGUCAGACCAACGAAACCGACUCCAAACCGACCGGUGGAAUGUCGUUCGAAGUAACGCAAUAGAUUUGAUCUAUCUGGAGUGAGUUUGGUUGGUGCGACUGCCACGUAUUAAAGGGUUGUGAUCCCACUGUGCCAGAGUUUGGAAAUCCAUGCUGGGUUAUGUUGUGCCCAAAAUUAAUGCAGAAUAAACGCAUCAUUUACCUCACCUCAUACCUCUAGUGAUCAAACAUUAGUUUAAAAAAAAAAAAACUGUCUACCGGUGUUUAUCUAACAACUAAAAUGAAUGUAGCAGUACAACUUUCCACCUCCUUCUCCAUCAAUGAUGGUAUCUUCAAUGUGGUGUUCCGGCAUGGCAAAAUGUUCCGAUAGACAGAUCAAUGAAGCCACCGUAGAGUAAGAAUCGUUUUAAGGAUCAGUAUUAUAUCCCCAGACUACAAGAUCCACAAGGUUCAUUUCGAAAUCCCCCUCAACAGUUUAAAAAAAAAACCUUUGGCAUGAUAUUAAUCUACAUUAGUUGCACUCAAACCAGAUUAUUUUAUAGAAUUUGAACAUGGUAAUCUAAUGUGACUUUGAAAUACAUGUAAUUCUAAUGGUAUCUAGUGAAAUUGUUAUGCAAAUAAACACCCCCUGGACAUACAUUUGAACAAAAAUUAACUCAUUAUUUAUUAUUAAAUGUUUGGGAAAUAUUGUUUGCGUCUUAUUUGGUAUUCCACACUCGGGUUUUUGGUAAAAUUAUUUGGAACUGCACGAACUAGAUUAAUAAUUUUAAGUUCAUAUAAGCACAUAGAGACAUGGACAAAAAAUAGACUGUACGUGAUGGGCAUUAUUUCAUUACUCUUGAUGCCCAAUCGGUUUGAAAAAUCGUUCGAUUGUUGAACAUCUGCUCUUUUGGGGGGAAUGAUCCCUUUCAUUGUUGGAACAGGGAGUAGUUAUUUUUUGUUUCUUUUUUUUUUCAUAUUGAAAAUAGCGGCAUAUGCUUUCCUAAAUAAUCUCAGAGUAAGGUUUUUGGAUACAAUAGUCACUUAGCAUGGAUUAAACAUUUUACGUUCAACUUAGGCCUAUAUCUCAUUUUAAAUGAAUUUGUGUUUAUUGAUCGAUAUUUUGUCGAUAUGAAAAAAGAUGAUUUUACCCAUGGUGUCAAAGGUUAAACAAAUUGUAUAUGAUUGUCACGUCUGAAUAUAUUUAUGAGGAGGACCUUAUCAUAGAUCUUAUGAAAACAUGAUGGUGUUGUGUAUUAGUGAAAAGAUAUAUUUAUUGAGUGCUUGAAUUAGGAAACUUUUAGUCAAAACUCCUUUCCCUAAUUUCACUGUUUCGUCUAUUUUAAGUGAUGAAGCACGUAUGAUAAUCAACUACCUUUACUUUUCCAAGUAUUUAUAAGAUACUUCACGAUGCACUUAAUGAUUACAGGUUGACUCGUGUACGACAUUAAAAGUGUUAGUAGUAUACUGCAGUCCCAUGCACAACAUAUGGUGUUAGUAGUUCAUAGUCGACGUGCUACUAUCUUUUCUAUCCGCAUUAUCUGGAGCCCUGGAUCACAUAUGUGAACGCCUUUUACAAAGAAAGGGUGAACAAUAUUUGACAAAUGUGGCAAGACUUUGAUUUUUACGAUUCGUAUUUUCUAAUGGGAUUCCAUUUUUUUUCUAUAUAAAAUUGGUCUUACAUCACUAUCUAAAGGCCUGUCUGAUUUUGGUUGUUGUUGUUUUUCCUGACGGUGGGUUUUGUGCUAUUUAAAUACAUUUCAGUAAGGAUUGUUUCUAAUGAGUUUAAGUAUGGGCCUAUAUACAAUCACUGUUAGUACAUUGUUUUGUUAUAUUCAUAAUUGAUUUCUACUAAAUUUGCCAAUGUAUGAUCAUUAUUCUUGUGCUUUAUGAAAUGAAUUUAUUGAUUUUUGUAAAUUUUAAAUUUUGUACAAAAAGACGAAUAUUUUUGCGUUGUUUCUCAGUCCUGUGUUUGACGAAAUUGCACUCUUUUCAUGAUCACAGUAUUACAUUUCUAGAACAGAAUUAGGACUUUAAUGAACGCAAAUCAUGACUAAUAAUGUUAAACAUUUUACAGCAAUGUGUGUUAGUGAAAUAAUGAACUUUGACCAAGAUGUGUAUGUCUUUAGUGUAAUAUCUCUAUGAUAUAAAUAUUAGUUUAUAGCUUAUGACUCGUACUAACUAUUAUGUCGACUUUUCUUCACGUCCAAAUCUAUAAUCAUGAUCAAGAUUCGUGUUGGAAUAAUGUUUGGAUAUAGACCCCCUUUAUAUGUUUUUAGAAUCUGGAUCCAUCUCUGAGAACUGUUUUGUAAUCAAUAUGCUUCAAUCGUUUUUGAUGUGCCUCAGAUAUAUUCCGAUAUUUACAAGCACUGUUAUUCUAUCACUCUACACUGUAAAGAUUACGGUGUACAAACAGUACCUGUCGAUGUUCUAUUAAAGAGGACAACACCCUAAGGUGUAAAAAUACACCACUGAGUUUGGACAUACAGUGUUAUGUUUAUUUUUGUAAACAGAAUGUGUUAUAAUAACACCAAUUGUAUUGAACCAACACCAUGAGUUAAGCACUAGUGUAAAGUAUUCGAUGUUGUCCUCUGUACGCAUUCGUGGUUGAGUUUUUGGGGGGACAUUGUUCGAAAGGUAUACCCCCAUAUUGGGCAUGUUGGGUAAAGAUUGAAAAUGCGUUGUUCUGUAAAAUGAUCGGAAGAAUUUACACAAUGUCGUGUUUAAUACCGAUAACACAUAUCAUUAUUAUUAUUUUUGUUAAAUUCCGAUUCAACACAUAUUAUUUGAAAGACAGAAUUAACCCACCCAACUUUCCCUUUUGCCAUGGCUAAGAAACACAAGUUUGUUAUCAUUCGCAAAAUUUGAAUUGACCAAUCAAGAUCAUUUUGGCAUGCGCAUCUUGCUCAGAAGACUGUUCAGUGUCCAAUCAUAGUUUCUCUUUCAAACUUUUCCCUACUCGCAAAUUGUGUGUGGUGGGGCCUUGGUUUAAUGGGGGUAAGCUAAUACUAUUGGGACUGAUAGAGAUGUUUUGGUCAUUCAAAUUAUGUUUUAAUCCUUCUUUAAUUUUAGUCCAUUUACGAGUGAUCUUUGUCAGGUAUUUUACUGGACCGCCCGAUCUGUGGUUUUGGUUUUUUUUCUAAUUAGGACCAGCUAUUUCUGUAGUAUGGUGAUGGGAAAGAGGGAAUGUCAAAAAUGAGCUUUGAUUUUUAGACAUCUGACAUGGUAACGAUGUACCCACGUCAAUGCAUUUAGAUUCAAACUUGGAUGCUUUAGUUCGUCUUUUCAUUUUGGAAAACUGAAUUGUUUCUAUUUGCAGUUUGUAUGGAAUUCAAAUCGUUUAUUACAUAAUCACUUUUUCCUCAAUCUUACAGUGAAAGAAUGGUCUGCUUUCUGCUCAAUUCUAGUUUCGAGAAGCGAAUGCAUUGCGACUUCGCUACAAUGAUAAAGUCGUAAGAAGUACAUGUAGAUUGUAGCGGAGUCUCUAUAUCUGGCAAGAGCUGUGGUCAGAAAAUCAGUCCAACGAACGCAUUGGGAAAGCAAACCGAGACAAUAAUUGAUCUGUUGGCGCAAAGUGUAAAUUUCAGAGACGCCGUAGAGGGAGCUCUACCCGUGCCGACUGUGAGCGGCAUUGACGUGAAUUGAUGUGAUGACUAUUUUGGUUUAUGUGUAUCCUCUUCUCUUGUAAACCUUUGUGUGCUUACCUUUAAUGUUAUUGUUUUAUUAUCUUUAUCACACGUAUUUAUUUUUUCUUUCUCAAUCAUUCUACCAAUUUCAUUAUUCUCAUUUUCAUCGCUUGUUUUCUCCAUUCUUGUUUCUUCCACCUUUUCUCUCUCACUUCCUGUUUUCCUUUUCAUUCUACUUAUUCAUCCCUUUUUUAUGUUUCUCUCUCUCACGAUCUCUACAUCUACCCCCCACCCCCUUCUCUCUAUCUCUCUCUCUCUCUCUCUCUUUAUAUAUUUCCCCCUUUGUUUAUAUCUUGUUUUCUUUCAUUAUCUCUAUCCAAUUCCUUCAUCAUUUCUUCUUCUAUCUCUCUCUUACCCUUGGUCCGUGCCAAUCUUAUCUAAUCUUUCCCGUAUCUGCUCUUAUUCACAAUUCCACAUAGCAUGUAGUAAGUUAAAUUCAUGUUGACUGCAGCUCAACAUAACAUUCUUUAAUCUAAAUAAGGCAUCGGUAUUUGGAUCAGUGUUACUUUGCAAUUUUAUACAUACAUUUUCAUUCUGAAUAAAAGCUGGGACAUCGUUAGUACUGUCACAACAUGCCCAGUGUAUGAGCAAUCAAAUAUUGUGAAAAGGGUUAAAUGGUUAAAUACGCAUUUGGAUCGUUUUGAAGAAGGCUGAAAUAAUCUAAUCGCUUUUCUAUUUUUAAUGUUAUGUGCCAAGAAGUUUUAUUUAGAAGGUUAAGAAAAAAUAUUAAGAUCGAAUGCUCAGCACUUCUUGCUUUUUUACAUCAUUAUUUGAACAAGAAAAAACAAAUUUGAAUAAAAAACAAUCAUUAUCGGAAGUUGUAACUAAAUUGAGAUCGAGACCAAUGAAUUUGAAAAAAAUAAAAAUCACAGACGCAUUUCAAAUAGAGGUUGCUUUACACGUUUACGUCGAAAAUAUUUUUGCCUUGACUCAGUUUGAUGUAUUUUGAUGUAUUUUCAUGUGUUUUCUUUUCCUUCUGAAAAUAAUGUGAAUAUGAAAUAAACUGUGUCAAAAAACAUA